CGCCAGUGUCGGAUCGUGAGAAAGUGAAUAAGACUAGGCUCGCAUCGCAGGACAUUUAAAUCGACUGUAAGCAGACUCGUUUGAAAAGGGAAACGGUUUCUUCGCGUAUCGUGCACCUACCGCAACACCGUGAACCUACGACACAACUCUACUCGACGAAACACGAGCAACGAGGUCGAACUACGCUUAUUUAUUACAAUCCUACGUCCUACGUCCUACGUCCCUUCGAACGAUUUUUUUUUUAUUCAUACUAGUGUGUGUUCGAGCUCUUCGUCCCGUACUUUCCCCCGUGAGUUCGAUCGAGAGGCAGCUCCGACGAUACGAGGAUAUAUACGCACGUACGCAGAGAAAACAGGAGAGCCGAAAUACGAAAAAAAGAAGCGCAUUUUACGAGUCCAGUAAUCACGUCAGACGAGAGAACACCAGAGACGGGAAAGAAAGUGUGUUGUGCAUGAAGCAAGGGGAUAAUAAAACCCGUACGCCGGCUUUUUUUCACGUCGUCGAACCCCGAGUCCCGUGUUGUAUAUAUUGUUUUCGCGUAAACGGCCUCUAGGUGAGUGAUAUUCGGAGUCAUUGCCCGAAACCAAGGUCCUAUACGUGUAUGUAUACACGCGUACACACAGCACGCGUGUAUGUAUGUUAUAUUUUGUGAAGUGUUGAGUGUCCUGGCGAGCGUCUUUCCGUGCGAAUUCGUGUGAACUUCUGCCAUAUCUUUACGAUCGAUUCGUGCAUGCUCUGUCUGGUCGCGCCGGCGAAAAACGGUUUGGCAACGUGGCACGUGAAUAAAGUGACACCGCGACGACGACGGCGACGGCGACGACGACGACGACGGCGGUGAGAAGGGACGGAAAAAACGAAGGCGGAGAGAAAAAAACGGCCGAUCCCCGAGUCUGUGCGUGGCGGAGAAGCUUGACACACCGGAAUAUCUUGGAUCGCGAGCAGUCACCGGAGAAAAAGAAGGAGGAGAGGCUGUGCCGCCGCCACCGUUUCUCUCUUGUGUGCGUGUGCGUUCGAGAGGUUAGAAACGCCACGGGAACAUGGAUCUGCUUUGCUGCGAGACCACCGAGACUGAGUGCAGAGCCUACGCUGAUCCCGCUCUACUUGGCGAUGACCGUGUGCUGCAAAAUCUGCUGAAAACCGAGGAGAGAUACGCGCCCAGCAGUUCUUACUUCGAGUGCGUGCAGAAGGACAUCUCGCCGCUCAUGCGCAAGAUCGUCGCGGAGUGGAUGUUGGAGGUAUGCGAGGAGCAGAAGUGCCAGGACGAGGUCUUUCCCCUGUCGAUGAACUACGUCGACAGGUUCCUCUCGAUCUGCCCGAUCAGGAAGUCGCAGCUGCAGCUGCUAGGAACUGCCUGCCUGCUUCUCGCCUCGAAAUUGCGAGAACCGUCGCCGCUCACGGCGGAGGUGCUUGUUUUCUACACAGACAACUCCAUCACCCUGGAUGACUUAUGGAGGUGGGAACAGCUGGUCGUCUCGAAGCUGAAAUGGGAAUUAUCCGCCGUAACGCCCGGUGACUUCCUGACGCACAUCCUGAGCAGACUGCCGGUGCCACGUACCUGGGACCCGGUGAUGGUCAGGAGGCACGCGCAGACCUUCAUCACCCUCAGCGCCAGAGAGUACAAAUUCUCGAUGUACACACCAAGCAUGAUUGCGGCGGCGAGCGUCGCGGCGGCCCUCCACGGUCUCGAUUGGACUGGGAAAAGCGGUUACGGGCUGGCCGGCCUCCUCGACGAGUUAACCCGCAUCACGGCUAUCGAACAGGAUUAUCUGCAAAGUUGCCUAGAACAGAUCGAGGAGAUGGUCUCCCAGGCAGUGGGUGCAGAAGGUACCGGUGGAAACGCUCAUCAGGUGAGCGGAGCAUCGCUUUCUGGCGCACCACAGAGGCCUCUGGGGGACGAGAUCACCAGCCAGGAGAAGAUCCUGGAACACGAGAAGGCGGGCACGCCGACCGAUGUGAGGGACGUCCAUUUUUGAGAGACGCCGUUGAGGGAAACUCUAGCCAGGGUGACUCUCUGCUGAGCCUGGAAGCCGAGGAAGAAGCGAUACCCA
Molecule: messenger RNA, 2048 nt
Organism: Eufriesea mexicana
Lineage: Eukaryota; Metazoa; Arthropoda; Insecta; Hymenoptera; Apidae
Gene: CycD
Product: cyclin D
Exons: 5
Coding region: 1038-1973 (311 amino acids)
Source: RefSeq, a predicted model, not a curated record